This is a messenger RNA of Paramecium sonneborni, 1049 nucleotides long. The record is from the annotation of a GenBank genome assembly. NCBI's taxonomy places the organism in Eukaryota, Ciliophora, Oligohymenophorea, Peniculida, Parameciidae.
AUUAUUUUAUGUUACCAUUUUUUCCUGUUCCAGGAUUACAAGACUUAGACAUUCCUUAAACAGUGCCACAAGAUUUUUAUCCAAAAAGUUAAAUAUAAGAACCUUAAGAAGCUAAGAAACUAUUUAUAAAGAACCUUCCUUAAGAAUUAACAAAUGAUAAUGUUGAAAAACUUUUGAAAGUAAAUUUUAUAAAGUUAUUUAGGAAUGUGGUCAAUUAGUAUCAUGGAAGAGAUCAAAAGGUACAGCUUUUGGAUAUGCUGAAUUUGAAAAUAUGGAAAGUGUAUUAAAAUGUUUGCGCCUUCUUAAUGGUAUGAAUCUGAACUAGAAGGAGUUACUUGUAAAAGGUGGAGAGAAAUCAUAAAUGAUGAUAGAUGGUUGGAUGUAUAAAAAAGAAACAGAAUGGGAAGAGAGAAGAGCUAAAUUAGAAGAGAAGGAUAAAUAAAAGGAGGAACAUAGAGCAUUAUUUAAAUUUACAUCUUUUUAAGAGUAUAUUACUAGAGAUGAUGAAAAAAUAAAAAAGAAAUUAGAAAAAAUUAUAUCAGAAUUAGAAGGUACAGUAACUAAAACUAAAAAUGAUAAAAAAAGAGAAGAAGAAAAGAAGGAACAUCCAAGAGAGAGAGAAAGAGAUGCUAAAAAACAUAAUACUAAAGCAGAAUUAGAGAGAAAGUAUAAAGAGAAAAUGACAGAAUGGAAGAAAAAAGAGGAUGAAAGAGAGAGAGAAAGAAAAAAAGAAAAAGAGAGAGAGAUAGAUCGAGAGAAAAAUUUCUAAAAAUAUCUAGAAAAAGAAUUAGCUUAUGACAGUGAAUAAGAACGUAAAUAAAUUGGUAAGAUUAAGAUGAACGAAAGAAAGAAAUUCAGGUAAAGGGAAUUUGAAGAAGAUGAAAUCUUUAAAAAGAAAGAAUUAUUAAAGACCCAAAAACCUCCUGAACCUGAACCACCUUAAAUGGUAGUUAUUGUUUAAGAGCCACCUGAACCAGAACCUUAAUAUACAUAAUAACAAUUGCAAUAGCAACAAGUAAUAAUUCUAUAUUAUAUUUGAUUUAAAACUA